UAAUUUUAAAGCCAGAGAGGGAAGGAAGCAUGACAGCAAAGUUUCCGCCUCAGCAAACACUGCAGGGGGAAAAGGGCCUGUCUUGGAAAAAGCUUAGUGUUUGUCCGUCUGCGGGAGUGCGAGUGGAAUCGAACACCAGCUUAUGGUGGAAUAAUGGCACAAAAUGAAACACAUCCCAUUUUGGAAAUACUGCAAUCAUUUAAUCUUGGCGAUAUGAUUCUGGCAUUUUGUCUGUCUGUGCUGGUUGGCCUGGUGCUGGGCGCUUUGAUCUACGUUCUGCUGACCUGGGCGUCGAGGCGCCGGGCCACGGCCAGGAUCACCAGGCGCUCCAAAAAGAAAUCUGGCAUUUCACAAGCCCGUGACCCUACAGGCAGCCAGAUGGGCCUCUACAGAAGCACUUUCCUGAGCGUCUACAGGCAACCUUCCCUCGAGCCGGUGGGGCCUCUGGGGAGCAAACCGGGAGCAGAGACCUCCACCUUUCGGCCUCUGGUCAAGAAGAGCAGGCCCAGUCUGGACAUGGGAGAAGACACACAGGUGACCGAGGACACGGCGGCUUCGUCUGAUUCAACCUCUCUGGUGCCAAACAAGAGGCACUCAUUCUGGCUGGGCAGCAAUGGACUGAAAGGAUUCCUGCCCUCUCAGACGCCCCCUCCGGCGUACGACAGUGUCAUCCACGCCUUUGAGGAGACGUGCACUUGAAAGUGUCACCAAGAACUGAGACUGAGCAGAAAAUGCAGGCUUUAAAGUGGACUUCCUGGCUUUGUGCUGGCCUUUAAAGGGGCGGCUAUCUCUGCUUGCUGAGAGAUCAAACCCUCUCUAGCAUUUGAAGCAGUGUGUCCGCAAACUGAAAGAGAUGCUUCCACAGAAAGGAAGCAUCAUCUGAGCUUUAUAUUAAGAUUGCAGUUUCCAUAUUUGAUGCAUUUGCACAUUAUUUUCUUGACUAAUUGCUGAGUUGUUUUCUUGACGCAAAAUGUCACAAAAAUAACAGUUUUUGAGAGGUAACAGCAAUUUUUGUGUUUUUGUCCCCAGACAAAACCACAAAACAUUACAUCAGAUUUAGCUAAAUCCUCAUGUUGGCAUUUUGACCCCUAGUUAAAUCUUUUGCCGUUGUGUAUUUUUAUGUAACAAGGUCUAUUUGGCCAAUAAAUUCCAAAAUGAAGGGAACUAAAGGUAUAACACAAAAUUGGUUGACAAUUUAUACUAUAUGCUUUUGACCCCAGAGGACAAAAGGUGUAUGGCCAACUGGGAGGACAUUAUGAGGGUUAAUUGACCAAAUAUGGGAACACAGACUUCGAUUACAGUCUUUUCUUUGCCUUAAAAACAAUACACACAAGUAUUUUUUGUGUUAAAGAUCCAGAAGGAAAAUGAGAGUGUAGCUACUAUGUGCAACUAUAGAAAUGUGCAACAAAAAAACGCAUGUUUAAAGUGAAGAGAGUGGGAGUUUAGUGCAAGAUACAGUUAUUAACAAUAAAUAGAGUUAUUGUUGAGGUAGCUGGAUGAUAAAGCAAUGCAACAAUGGGAGAGUGGUGAUGCAGGGAUGAAAUGUAAACUUGAUUGUGAUAUAUACAGUAUGUACAGCAUGUCCAGUGAUUCAGGGUUGAAUAAUAUGUUCCUGACUGGUUUAAAUAUUCAUCAGAGUGAAAAAAAAAGCAUUUACAGUAAUGAAACACUAAAGUGUCAGUUUCCUCCCAUGCAACAUUUUACCCAUUAAAAAAAAAUAUUUUCUGCAGUCAGGUGUAUAUUUAUACUCCAGUCCAUGCCUUUUCUGUGUCACCUCUUGCAGGAAAUGUUUUUAUCAACAGCACAAAUUUCAGUCACUGUGCAGGUGACAGUUAAAAAUGUAUUUGAAUAUAAUGCAGUGUUGCUCUGUUGUUGUUCUGCACUGAAAAUAAAAUCCACAUUCCCGUACAUUCCCACUAAAGUCUGCACCUAUGAUUGCAGAACAACUCAUAAUCCAAGUUCUGUAUUCCCAAAACAGAGACAGUGCUGGCAGAGACAGCGUCUUCAGAUGAGGGGAACACUGUGUACUGGAUAGGUGGAUAAACAUAAUAAAGAAUAUGGUGAUUUGCGUGAGAAUGCUUGUGAUUUCAGCAAAAAAUAAAACACCCAAUGGAAA
Molecule: messenger RNA, 2116 nt
Organism: Acanthochromis polyacanthus (spiny chromis)
Lineage: Eukaryota; Metazoa; Chordata; Actinopteri; Pomacentridae
Gene: myct1b
Product: myc target 1b
Exons: 2
Coding region: 154-699 (181 amino acids)
Cellular component (GO): nucleoplasm
Source: RefSeq, a predicted model, not a curated record